This is a messenger RNA of Durio zibethinus, 803 nucleotides long. The record is from RefSeq and is a predicted model, not a curated record. Lineage: Eukaryota; Viridiplantae; Streptophyta; Magnoliopsida; Malvales; Malvaceae.
GUUCUGUUGCCAAAGCAACAACGUCCCAUACAUCCCAAAAGGAGCUACAAACGAUGAUGAUAAUGAAGCAACAUCUGAUCUUCACUCUCUCAUUUCUCCUUCUCUUUUUCCUCCAUUGCUCAAGAAUCUUAGCCCAAGCUCCUGCCCAGGCUCCGGCACCUUCUGGUCCCACUAAUGUUACCAAAAUCCUUGAAAAAUCUGGCCAAUUCACCAUCUUCAUUCGUCUUCUGAAAGCCACCCAAGUCACCAACCAACUUCUUGGUCAGCUCAAUAAUACAAACAAUGGGAUGACCAUUUUUGCACCGACAGAUAAUGCUUUCUCAAGCCUGAAAUCCGGUACCUUGAAUUCACUCAACGACGAACAACAGGUGGAGCUGGUGCAAUUUCAUAUAGUCCCAAUGUACCUCUCAACGUCCCAAUUCCAAACCGUGAGUAACCCUUUGAGAACACAAGCUGGAGAUAGUGGUGAUGGGAAGUUUCCUCUCAAUAUCACUAGUUCAGGAAACACAGUCAAUAUAACAACAGGGCUGACAAACACCAGCGUUUCUGGCACCAUUUACACAGAUGGUCAGCUUGCUGUUUAUCAAGUCGAUCAGGUGCUUCAACCUUUGCAAAUUUUUGCUCCUAGGCCUCCAGCUCCAGCACCUGCACCGGCAAAGUCCAAGAAGAAGAAGGCUGCUGCCGUUGCUGAUAGCCCUGAUGAUAACACCCCAACUGAAAACUCCAAAGCUGUGAGCCUGAUCACCAUGCAAAAUGUAGUUUUGUUUGGAAUCAGUGCUAUCGUUAUUACACUUUCUUUGUGA